AUGAGCACAUCGCAAUUGCCCACAGACGGACUGGAAGCACAAGAUACACCUCGAAGCGGACUGCGAAACUCGUCGUCAUCUAGCCUUCAAUCAUCUAGCAGUCAACCACUAAGGAGUCCUGUCCUUUCAAAAUUUCCUACUUCGCCAGGAGUUAAUGCGGCUGGUAAAAGCAUAAGGAAAACGAUCAGUAUCAACGCAUUUCCACAGCCUCCUCGAGGAGGGGUUAGAACCAUAAGUUUACCGCCUAGUCCAUUGUCCGGGGGAGUUGCGCCAGGGAUCGCGAUGUCAACAGGAGAGCCAAGUAGGAGGGAAUCAACGGAAAUAAGCGCAUCCAACACUGGUGGCGGGAGACUUCGGAAAAGACCCAUGGCGAUGGCAAAUCCCAAUACACAUAACUCAUUCAGUGGAUCGAGCCAAAACCUACUCAACGGGAAUGAAAGCAGCAUUUCAAUAUCUAGCGGUGCCGGGACUCGAGGUUCAGAUGGUCUAUUAAGCUUACCGUCACCCCCGCAAAGUCGCAGCUCAUCUGCCCAGGAUUCAUACUCGACGUCUGUAACAACCACUGAAGAAUUUGGAGAUGGGCUCAGAGGUCGAGAGGGGCUUGAUGAUGCCGAUAGACAGUCUCCAAAACUUGGAGAAGGCAAAGGAAAUGUCAUCGUCAGCGUUCGUGUACGCCCAGAUGCCAAUAGUGAUGGAGACAAUAGCAAGUCUUCCGGAGAAUGGUUGAUAGAUGGAAGAAAGUCGCUUGUUGCCUACCGCGGGAAGGAAGGUGGCGAUUAUUACUAUGAUAAUGUUUUUUCGCAGAAUGAUAAUAACGCUAGAGUAUACGAUGCAUCGGCUAAAAGGCUCGUACGGCGAGUCAUGGAAGGAUAUCACGGUACUGUUUUUGCAUAUGGUAUGACAGGUACCGGAAAGACAUUCUCCAUGCAAGGGACGGAUAAGAUGCCUGGUGUUAUACCACUUGCUAUCACCGACAUUUUCUCAUAUAUUCGUGAAACUCCAUCGCGAGAGUUUCUUCUCAGGGUUAGCUAUCUGGAAAUAUAUAACGAGAAGAUUCACGACCUGUUGAGUGCUUCGACAGGGCCUGCAACAGGCCCAGGAGCUGCUCAGACCGAAGAAAUUAAGCUCCGAGAGGAUAGCAAGAGGGGUGUGUAUGCCACACCUCUAAAAGAAGAGAUAGUGCAAUCUCCAACACAAUUACUCCGUGUCAUCUUUCGGGGCGACCAAGCACGAAGGACUUCCAGUACACAGUUCAAUGCUAGAAGUUCUCGAAGUCAUGCAGUCGUGCAGAUCGUGGUUGAAUCUCGCGAGCGUAUUCCGGGAGGAACAGCAAUGAACGAAAACAAGCGGAGCGGCCUUGUUCCCGGUGGCGUGCGUGUCUCUACACUCAGUUUGAUUGAUUUGGCAGGGUCGGAGAGAGCUGCCGAAACGAAGGAACGACGUACUGAAGGUUCCCACAUCAAUAAAAGUUUGUUGACCCUUGGAACCGUCAUUGCUCGAUUGUCGGGCAACAAAGAUAAGGACGGCAAACCUAUGGACAAGGACGGAAAACAUUUGCCAUAUCGCGACAGCAAGCUUACAAGACUUCUUCAAGGCGCACUAUCCGGUGAUUCGCUUGUCAGCAUUCUAUGUACAAUAUCUGUUGGAUCCGGAGCAAGUGCCUCCGGGCCUAAUAGCCACACCAGUGAGACCUUGAACACCUUGAAAUUUGCUUCCAGAGCUGCAGCCAAUAUCGUCAGUCAUGCUAAAAAGGCGGAGGAAGCAAUGGGUGCAGGUGGUGAUGGUGGUGCCAGAGUUCUACUAGAACGAUACCGCAUGGAGAUCUUGGACUUACGGAGGCAAUUAGAUAACCAAGUCAAAGCUAAAGCAUAUGAGGAGGACAAAAUUCAAAAGGAGGAAGCAAAGGCACGUCAUGAAGAGCAAUUGCUAGAGAUGCAAUUGGCUCGAACUGCCUUGAAAGAAAGAAUCGAUCAUUUAAAUAGACUGAUCCUUAGUUCCAAGUCCACUGGUGUGAACGCACAUGGUACAUAUUCGUCUUUAAGCAUGCGAUCUAGAUUUUCGAUGGGUAUGUCAAAUGGCCACAUGUCCUCAAUGUCUGUGCGCUCAUCCAUGACUCCAUCCACCAUCACUCUAGAGCGUGCCAACUCGGUAUCUACCAUCGGUCGACGACGAAGUGCGAAACGAUUAUCAGGAACUACUUCAGGUGACCAUACAUCAAUGGAAGAUGAAGAUUCUGCGGGUGAAUAUGGUGAUGGUACAGCUUCGCUAGCAGCGCAGAAUCGAGCUUUACAAGCCGAUCUCGCAGAUAAGACCAGGUACUGCCAGACUCUAGAGAAGCGACUCCUACAAGCACGCCGCUCUAGUCAGUCAAGGGCGUCUGCACAAUUCGGCAGCAAGUCAAGUAUUAUGGUUGGUGAGGACCAUGGGGUUUCCAAUCUUUUGAAAGAUAAGGAUGCCGAAAUUGCGGAUUUGAGGGCAAGACUUGAUGAUAAAGACCGCAUGUUAUCGGCACUUCGUAGCUCCGCUCGGUCAAGAGAUACUGCCGACCGUGAUUCUCGUCAUGGAGUCAAUCAUGGGGUGAAUCAUGGCUUGCCGUUAAGUCCCGUCUCGGCGAGAGAAUCCCAAUUGUUUGAUCCUAGCCUCACAUAUUUAGGAGGCCCAGUGAAGGUUCUUCCACCCACAGUCCUUCCCCCAACACCUCUCAAAAAUUCAAAGAGUGUAGAUGAGAUGAGCAAAAUGCUAGAUGAAAUGAUUCAAGAUAGAGUUGAAAGUGAUCAAUUGGUCAAAGGGGUUAGGGGAAGUGUUCGACACACGGGCGACCGCAAACGAGCGGUUUCAACAGAUAGGAUUUCUGGGAUUGAGCCUCUUAAGAAUCCACAUCUGAGUCCUAUGGCUCAGCCACACGAUUCUGGGGUUGUAGUAACAGAUUAUUUUAAAAAGAAUGGAGGUGAGAUUUGUGAUUAA
Molecule: messenger RNA, 2964 nt
Organism: Sclerotinia sclerotiorum 1980 UF-70
Lineage: Eukaryota; Fungi; Ascomycota; Leotiomycetes; Helotiales; Sclerotiniaceae
Exons: 2
Coding region: 1-2964 (987 amino acids)
Biological process (GO): microtubule-based movement
Molecular function (GO): ATP binding; microtubule binding; microtubule motor activity
Source: RefSeq, a predicted model, not a curated record